Oncorhynchus keta (chum salmon) is the source of this 5112-nucleotide messenger RNA. It is a transcript of the gene nexmifb, whose product is annotated as neurite extension and migration factor b. Gene Ontology annotation, biological process: negative regulation of neuron migration; negative regulation of cell-matrix adhesion; negative regulation of cell adhesion mediated by integrin. Gene Ontology annotation, cellular component: nucleus. The record is from RefSeq and is a predicted model, not a curated record. The transcript has 3 exons. NCBI's taxonomy places the organism in Eukaryota, Metazoa, Chordata, Actinopteri, Salmoniformes, Salmonidae. Bases 77 to 4885 code for a protein of 1602 amino acids.
UACUCCUGCAUCCCACCUGCCCUGCCUGACUCCUGCCUCCCCCUGCCCCUGCCUCACCACUCCCCGCCCCCCCAACAUGAUGGAGUUGGGGGGUGUGUCCUAUCUGACAGAGGAGUGUCUUCUACAGUCCACGCCCACCUGCCUUGGGUGCUUCAUCGAGACCCGGGACCCCGCCCUUAUCCAUGACCCCGCCCCUAUCCAUGACCCCGCCCCUAUCCAUGACCCUGCCCCUAUCCAUGACCCCGCUCCUAUCCAUGACCCCGGCCCCACGACUCCUGUCCUUGACCGCGAGGCAGGGCUGAUAAGCCACCAGGACUUGGAGGCCACUUCCUGCCCUAUUUCUGAAAUCCGCAGCAUCAAUAUCCCAUGUCUGAGCCAGGCUGGGGAGGUCAUAGAGGUCCUCGGGGAGCCGCUCCUGCCAGACCAGCUUCUCAGCUUCUCCAUGACCAAGACCUGCCACGCCACCGCCCUCACUACCGCCCUCGUUACCGCUAACGACAAGACAGGAGACAACGGAGAGAAGACAGAGGCAGAGGAUCCCACGACCAAGAAUCUGUAUGAGGGCCUCCUAUUGGACAAGAUGAACAGAGAGGAGGGCCUCCUAUUGGACAAAGUGAAUGUGGAGGAAAUGCUGCUAUUGGACAAGGUCAAUGAGGGGGGAGUGUUGCUAUUGGACAAUGUGAAUGGGGAGAAGGUGCUGCUAUUGGACAAGGUCCCCAGGGAGGAAGUGUUGCUAUUGGACAAGAUGAACAGAGAGGAGGUCCUCUUAUUGGACAAAGUGAAAGGGGAGGAGGUGCUGCUAUCGGACAAGGUCAGCGGGGGAGAAGUGUUGCUAUUGGACAAAGUGAACAGAGAGGAGGUCCUCUUAUUGGACAAAGUGAAAGGGGAGGAGGUGCUGCUAUCGGACAAGGUCAGCGGUGAGGAGGUCCUUCUGGCCAAUACGGGUCAGGACUGGGGUUACUUCGAGUCGUUUAUCAGUGAGUCCAAGAUGGAGCUGCUGGACCUGUGUUCUAAGACCGACCUGUCAGUCAACCUGUUCUCCGAAGACGGCGUUGACAACCUGUUUGAUGAUGACGACGACGACGAGGACUCAGCUCUGAGCAGCGAAAUGUGUUCUCUAAAGAUCCGCUACGAGUCCUUCCAGGACAACAUGAGAGAGAAGACCAACGUCCUGCAGGAGGACACACAGUUCAACUUCUUCCCCUCUGUCCUGGUCAACUGUGCCAAGAGGGAGGAUGGAGGAGUAGGAGAAGGGUCCCAGGGUUCACCCCUCUCCUCCACCUCCUCUGUCAACUACUUGCUGGAGUUCAGAAACUCAGUCGAGGAGGACGCGGAGUACAGCGAUGAGUCCUCCUGCUCCUCCUCGGACACCCUGCAGGAGGUGCAACCGGGCCAGAGGAGGGGAGGAGGAGGAAGUGCGCCCAGGGGUUCCAGGAGACCCUCUGACCCUCUGGACUACGGCCUGCGCUCCAAAAGGAAGGUCCACCACAGUGACGACUACCUGUACGACGUCGACUCCAUCGACAGCCACGACAAGACCGAGAGAAUCGCCACGGAGAAGAGAGAGAAUGUUCCGGCGGAACAGAGGGCGGAGGAUGUGGACUGGUGCCCCAAGAAGAGACGGAAAUUCUCCCGGAAGGAGCUGCCAGUCAUCACCAAGUACAUAAUCAUCAACCGCUUCAAAGGACAGAGACGCAUGUCUGUGAAUCUGGGCAGGCUGGACCCUGCCGGGGACGCUGCCGUGAGCCUGGACCCUGCCGGGGAGAACCACUACUCCUCUCUUUCUCCACUGAAAGACUUCUGGCAGGAGAGGAGGAGGGAGCGGGAGGAGCAGCUGCGGCUGGCUUCCAGAGAUAAACAGCAUCUGAACAGCUGCCGCCACCACCCCUUUAGUUCCAUGCACCCCAAACGGAAAUACAAUAUAGCCAACAGGCUGUGUGUCCAGAGGAUCCCCCAGACAGGGGAGGGAUCAGCAGCAGCUCAGGACUCAGGUUCUACCCCCUCUGUCUCUGAUCAGGCUGUUACUACAGAGGAGGGGGGAGGGGGAAGAGCACCGUUAGAACCACAGGACAUCUCACACACCGGAACAGCCAGGAGAAGCCGCACCCAGGAGAGAGAGGAGAGGGAUGGGAGGAGGACAGGAGGAGGGAAAACAGGGAGGAUAAGGAAAUUCAAGAGCCAAGCCAGGCUGAGCAGUAACAAGACAAUGAAAGAGGGAGGAGCAGGUAGAAGAGCGGAGGGGGAGAGCGUGAUGAAUGGAAUGGCGGAUGCCUGUACUGCUGCUGAUGCUGGGGUGUUAACCAACCAGGAGCCUGCUGGCAGCGUACGAGUGGCAGACAUCAGCUCUAACACACCCAGCCCCCCUUUCUCCUCCCUGGAUCCCACCAACCAGCAGACAUUCCCCUUCACCUCCUCCUCCUGCGCCUCUGUCCUCAUCUCUUCUGACCAAGCUGUACGUUCUGGGGAGAGGGAGGAAGAGGUGUCAGUGAUCCCAGGGGGGUACCUGCAGACCCUACUAGAUUCCUCAGACUCCUCCAGGAGGGUAGGUAUCACCUACUACCCCCAGCAUCCCCCCACGCAGAACUAUCCCCCAGGUCUCUCUCUAGAGGAGAAACAGCCCCCCAGGCAGAACUAUCCCCCUGGUCUCUCUCUAGAGGAGAAACAGCCCCCCAGGCAGAACUAUCCCCCAGGUCUCUCUCUAGAGGAGAAACAGCCCCCCACGCAGAACUAUCCCCCAGGUCUCUCUCUAGAGGAGAAACAGCCCCCCAGGCAGAACUAUCCCCCUGGUCUCUCUCUAGAGGAGAAACAGCCCCCCAGGCAGAACUAUCCCCCAGGUCUCUCUCUAGAGGAGAAACAGCCCCCCAGGCAGAACUAUCCCCCAGGUCUCUCUCUAGAGGAGAAACAGCCCCCCAGGCAGAACUAUCCCCCAGGUCUCUCUCUAGAGGAGAAACAGCCCCCCAGGCAGAACUAUCCCCCUGGUCUCUCUCUAGAGGAGAAACAGCCCCCCAGGCAGAACUAUCCCCCAGGUCUCUCUCUAGAGGAGAAACAGCCCCCCACGCAGAACUAUCCCCCAGGUCUCUCUCUAGAGGAGAAACAGCCCCCCAGGCAGAACUAUCCCCCGGGUCUCUCUCUAGAGGAGAAACAGCCCCCCAGGCAGAACUAUCCCCCUGGUCUCUCUCUAGAGGAGAAACAGCCCCCCAGGCAGAACUAUCCCCCGGGUCUCUCUCUAGAGGAGAAACCGUUUUCCUCCCUGCAGCUAGUCCAGAGCUGUGUCCUCUCCCCUCCCUCCGAGUCAGAGCUCCAACAGUCCCCCCAAAACUGUCCCAGCCUCCCCCCCUCCAUGUGGAACCACCAGCCCCAUCUCUGCCCCAGCUACCCCCACAGCCAGGGGGGCUUUGGCCCCGACACCACUCUCCUUUCCAGCGGGUUCCUGCCCUUGACGGACGGCCUGCCUGGGUCGGGGUCUGGGUCGGACUACAGCCAGCAGGGAUCAGAGACUGACAGACUGCUGUACGAGAAGAGUUACCUUGUGGAGGGGGACGGGAUGGGGCUGCAGGAGCUGCAGGUGUGUCAGCCAGGUGUCUGUCUGGGGCAGAUGCAGUACCAGCGAGGCUCUCUCUGCUCAGACCAUGGAUGUCUGAUCAGCUAUGACUCUGUGGGCUCCUUGUCUGCCUGCUCCUCCAACUACAGCUCUCAGAGCUUUGGGGAACAGCGUGAGGGAGGAGGGGAGAUGGAGGAGAGGAGAGACAGCUACCUGCAGCACUGCAGCCCCACGGUGUUGUUCCAACAGAGCCUGGAGACCAUGGGUCAGCCCAUCACCCCCCUCAGAGAGUCCUCAGACCUCCUCGACAUUUCAAACUUCACCCCCGACAAGUUCAGACACUCCUCCCUGUCCGAGCUGUCGCCCCCGGAGACCCCCAACCUCUCCCCCCAGGUGACGGGGUGGGAGAUGAGGACAGGAGGCAAAGCCCCGGAGUACCAGGAUCAUGUGACAGGAUGUGACAUCAGCAGGGAGGCGAAGUGGAACUGUGACAUCAUGCAGCAGGCGGAGCAGCACGGGGUGGAGGGGCGGCCCUCAUUCAACGGAGAGGGGGAGGGGGGGAAGAACACCCGCUCUAAGAGGAAAGCAGGUUAUAAACAGGCUGCAGCGGCAGCAGGAGGACAGCAGGGGCCUAAGAGGGGCCGGGCCCCUAGAGCAUCCAAGACAGAGAAGGUGAAGAUGCCUAGACAGAGCCGCUCUUCUAAGAAGAUCAAAGCCAUGCUGGAGGGAAAGGCUGCCAAGGGCCAGGCGCAGGCGGGGGGGAACCUUCAGCCCAACAGCCACGGUAGCACUGGGGACUGGUCUGGUAGCAGCACCGGGCCUCGGGGCUGGUCGGAGGGGAACGCCAGCCAGGGGGAAGGGGAGGAGCAGCAGGAGUUUGAGGAGCCAUCCAACAUCCUGUCCAACAUUGUGUCCGGCAUGGCGGAGGUCCAGAGGGUCAUGAUGGAGUCCAUGGAGCCUCAGUGGGACCCGCUGGAGGGCGACCUGCCGCCCGACACCAACAGCCUCAACAUGAAGACCCUCCACAUCCUCCAGGGGAGGGGGGGCAAGAAGGGAGCAGGCUCCGUGGGGGUCGGACGGGGCAGGAAGGCCAGGGGCAAGGUGGGGAAGAACCAGGCCAAGUUUAACACCUCCCACCCCAUCUUCCCCCAGCUCGCUCUGGGCUGCAACAUGUUCGACAAACCCAACUCUAUUAGCCCAGGCCCCACGCACAAAAAACUGUACCGUCACAAGACCAGCGCCAAGUUCCCAAACAUGGAGACUGUGAAAGGCAAGCGAGGGAGAGCGGAGAGGAACCCAGACAAGGACUUGGCCCUCAUGGUCUCUUUUGAGAAACUGAGGUAAUAUUUUGUUAUCUGAUGCUGUUGCCCUCCCUACCACCCUCCCCCCCCCCCCCCCCCCUAUCUCCGUCCACAACCUGCUCAGCCCCCCUUCCUCCCCCUAUCUCCCCUCACAACCUGCUCACCUCCCCUUCCUCCUCCCACCCCCAUAUCUCCCCUCACUACCUACUCAGCUCCCCUUCCUCCCCCCACUCCCAUAUCUCCCCUCACUACCUGCUCAGCCCCCCUUCC